UUGUUGUUGUUGUUGUUGUUCGGGGUGCCCAGAAAGUCCUUUUACAAUUUCAACAAAUAUUACUACACCAAAUGGUCAGGCAAAUAUCUGGAAAUGAUUACGAAAUUAAAGCAGGAUGGGUCUAUGGCACCAUAUGUUGCCUUUGAGACUUCCCCGUUUCACCCCCCCCCUCAAAAAAAUGUUUUUUUUUUCCAUUGAAUCUUAUAUUCAUUGUAUUAAAUUGAUAUACUGUUACAGAUGCAAUUGACCAAGCUCCCACGCAUGUAUUACACUUUAUAAAUCAACAAUGCAAGCAAAGGAAAAUGUGUGAGCUUUGCUGACAAUUUUGGCCUCCAAAUAUGAAUCAUUAACUUCAAAAUAUGAUUCAGUUAGCGAGCUGAUUGCACUGUUUGAUGACUUUGAUGUUCUGAAAAGUGUAGGAUCAACUGACAUCAUCCAAAUACACAUUUAAUAUGGUGGAUAUGAAGUUUAAAUACUUGAAAUUGAACAGGAAGUCAGCUGGUUUGAGUUGAAGCAGACAUUUUUGGGCAAAUUCCAUCACUCCUACUUUGAUGAACUCCUACUUGGGAAUUCCUCCAAAUUAAUUUCCAAAGCUUUUUCGCCUACACCGUCUAAUGGCGUCUAUAUUUAUUUUACCGCACUGGUUGUCAAACAUUUUCCAUUGAAAAUCCGAAGUAGUACCAUAAAUAAACGUUUGAAAAAACAAAAAUCGAUGCUAAAAGAUUCAAUGCAAAUGUACUUAAAAGUUAAAUACAACAGAAUUGCAUUAAUUCAAAGUACUGUCGUCCAAGAAAAGUUUAUCACUGUCAGAUUAUGAAUAUUUAAUUCAGUAAUACUUUCGCUUGCCGCUAGAGGGACUCCGCGGAUCAAUGUCAUGAUAUUUAAACAACUUUACUCUCAAAAGAAACGUGAAAUUUCAGAUAUUUGGACAGUGGAGCGUAUUUAUGGAUUCUACUACAGGUACAGUACUUGUAUCUUCAACGCAAAAAUACCCACAGUGACAAAGAAAAAAAUGUAAUUCAGGGUAGUGGUAAAAAAAAAAAAAAAGCAACUACUGUGAGUCGUAGAAGUUUUAGGAACUUUAAAGUAGGUUUCAGGAAUAGGAAGUCGACUAUUUAUCAGGUAGCCAGGCGUGGCUUCCCCUUUAGAAAAAAAAACCAACAACUUUAGAAGUUUCGUUGUGACAAACAGAGACAGACAGAUAAGCCAGAUGUUUGCGAACAGUCAAACCAUCGCAGGUGUUCUGCUGCUGUGUGCCGUCGGCGUGCGUUGCUGCGAUGGCAUCGCGGCGCAGGACGACACCUGUGAACCAAGUCAAGAGAUGGAGUGUUUCCACCCGGCGGAGCACUUCAAUGCAACAGCUCCGGUCCGUUUGGAGGUGGACGCGGGCAGGGGACUGCACAUCUCCCUGGCGGGCCUCCGCGGAUGCGGAACGUGCGACUUGAGCAGAGGAUCCGACCCCGUAUCGCCGACAAAUGGGAGUUCUUUCGUGGUCCUGCCAGGGCUUUCUGGGGAAGAUUCCGGAGAUUACGCACUGAGAUGUGGGUCCGGGUUCUCGUUGUCUUUUGCUCUACAUGUAGUCACCAAACGUCCCACAAAACCUCGCCUGAAGCUGGUCCACGUCGACGUCCCGAUGGAGUCCCCCCAUUUUCAGUGUACAUCCGACGGCGUCCCAAAGCCCGUUCUGAGGUGGUCAGGCUUUCCGGAUGCAGCAGUAUUAAGUGCGGGAAAAACCGAGAGCACGAUCAACAGCGUUAAAUUUACAAACAGAGGAGUGAUGUGUUGCGCUAGUAAUACCCAAGGGCAGGAAUGCUCCCAGCUGUACGAUUAUGACUUAGACAGUGACCUGGCGGCGAAGGAUGAGGUCUCCAGGGUGAUCUUGAGUCCCGGCCAGUCUCUCCUGCUCCGCUGCAGGAUGCAACGCAACAAGCGGCAGUCGGCGGUGUGGGAGAAAGACGGACGCGCGUUGACGGACGGAACGUUGGCGUGCCCUGCGGAAAUCGAGGAGGAGAUGUGCAUCAGAAACGACUCGCACAGGCACAGCUGGAUGGCUUACUUGUUCAUCGACUCCCUGCGCGCAGACCACAAUGGCACGUACGCCUGCAGGAAACAGGACAACACAAGCAAGUCCGUCGACGUCAGCGUCCAGGCGGAAGAUUUCCUCUCGGUUGAGCUGAAUGGGACAAAAACAAUCCGGGCUCGAGAGGCAUCAGACGCGUGCUUGCAAGCUGCCGUCUUCUACCACCCCGCGCUGCAGUCCUGCAUGUGGGAGACCCCCGAUGGCAAUCUGUCCAAAUGCGUCACGGAAGACUGGGUCACAAUACACAGGACAGUGAAGCUGUGCGGUGGAAUCAAAUCGGGGGAAUACAAGCUGUACGUGAAGGCGGGCGGACAAAACAGAAGCGAGUCCGUGUCUGUGUGUGUUGUGGACGACCCGAAAUUCAAAUUCAGCGUCAGCAAGCACAACAACAGCGUCGGAGUCCAGACGGCGAGCGCCGUGCCGGCGUAUUACACGUGGAUGUCUUGUUUUGCCGGCAACGAGAGCUGCGAAGGUCACGCCCUGUGGAAAGAGGUCCCCGGCGCCUGGCGAGCCGACUCUGACGUACGGUGCCGAAAGACCAUCGAGAGCUCCACCAGCCGAGAGCUGCCGGACGGACACUACUUGAAGUUUUGCCUGGCGAACUCGGCCGGCUCCUGGUGCUCGGGUCCGCAAUUGGUGUACUACCAGCCCUCCCCGCAGGCAGCCAGAGGAUCUCGAAAAGUGGAGGAAGGCGGCUACACGGUUCUGAAAGUCGGCAGCGUGAUCCUGGUUGUGGCUUUGUUUACCGUCAGUAUGGCGCUCUUGUACUUUGUCAAAAAGAAGAAACCCCACUACCAGCCCCAGCUGCAGAUGAUUCAGAUGGUGGGCCCCAAUGAUAACGAUUACAUCUACAUUAACUUCAAGGACUCUGAGUAUGAACGGAAAUGGGAGUUUCCCAGGGAGAACCUGGAACUAGGGCAAGAACUGGGCUCCGGUGCUUUUGGAAUGGUGGUGCAGGCCACGGCGUACGGCAUCAAGAAGGCCGGCGUGUCACAGCAGGUGGCCGUCAAGAUGCUCAAAGAGAAACACCAGGAAGUGGAGAAAGAGGCUCUGAUGUCUGAACUCAAGAUGUUGACGCACAUUGGCCACCACGCCAACAUCGUUAACCUGCUUGGAGCGUGCACGGAGUCAGGCCCCAUAUACCUGAUAUUCCAGUACUGCUGCUACGGAGACCUGCUGAACUACCUGAAGAGCAGCAGCGAGCGCUACCACAAAUCGGUGGUGGACGCCUUCAGCAGGGACCGCCACAGCAGCCUCUACCACAACCUGAAGCUGAGGAAAAACUCAACCACUCUGCAGGAGGUUGCAGUGGACAACUACAUCACGAUGCACCCUGCCACUACCGGGGGGCACGAGGACACGGCCCUCCUCCGACCCAGCUCGGACGACUUGGACUGUGUUGACGACCCAGAGAGCUUUGAGAAUGGACUCACGGACGACCUGCAGGCCCUGACUUUUGAUGACCUGUUGAGCUUUGCUGUCCAGGUGGCCAAAGGCAUGGAGUUCCUCUCCUCUAAAAAUUGUAUCCAUCGUGACCUGGCGGCCCGCAACGUGCUCGUUACCAAAGGCCGGGUGGUGAAAAUCGCCGACUUCGGACUGGCCCGGGACAUCGACAACAACUCCAACUACGUCGUGAGGGGGAAUGUGCGUCUGCCCGUGAAGUGGAUGGCACCGGAGAGCAUCUUCCAGGGGAUGUACACCAUGAAGAGCGACGUGUGGGCCUACGGAAUCCUCCUGUGGGAAAUAUUCUCUCUGGGUGUCACUCCGUACCCGGGCGUCAAGGUGGACCACGAGUUCUAUUCCAUGAUUCAGAGAGGCUUCAAGAUGGAGUGUCCUUACUACGCCGACGAGUCCGUAUACGAGAUGAUGUGCAAGUGCUGGGCCGUGGACCCCGGCGACCGUCCCUCCUUCUCCAAAUUGGUGGCCAUCAUGUCAGACAAUCUGACUGUCAGCGAGGAGAAGCUCUAUCACAACACCAUCAACCAGACGUCGACCGACUACCGGAAUGAAGCAGCCGUUGUGGACACUUCCGCUUCUGCCCGGCAGAACCAGGCCCAGUCAAACAAAAACCAAAUGAACCCGUCUACCGUUCCGUCUCAAUAAUUAAUUUCUGUUCAUCUAAAUGCCUUAAAGAAUUCAGUAAGAACGAGCGAUAGAACAAUGAUCUUUGCCGAGGCAAAAAUUUGUAAAUACUUCUUGCAUCAGUCUGAAAUUUGUCAUUUUGUACUGAGACAAGUAGAAGAAAAAUUUCCAUCUAACACAGAUCUGGACCUUUAUGUAAACCAUGAUUGUUUUAUUUUCUCCUUCAUUUCAAGUAUUAUUUUUUUUCCAGUUAAGUACCUUAAUUUCAAAAUGCUGCAUAUAUGAGUAGUGGGUGUUAUUAAUAGAAUUGGCUAUGGCAGAAUGAUUCAUUUAUAACCAACAAAAUGUGCUUUAGUAUUUAUUGACAUUAACUUGAAUAUUCAUUGCGCAGCUAAAACACACUUCAUAUGCUCUCAUAUACUGCAUGUAAGCUAAGAUUAGGUUUAACCAAGCGCCAACAGGAAGUACAUUGGCCUGAGUGAGACAACAAAAUGCCAUUUCAGUAUUCAAUGGAACAACAAUAUUGGGUUUUUAAUUUAAUGACAUAUUUGUGUAUUUUUUUUUUGCUGCUGAAUUGUCAUGUCGCAAAACAUUUUUAAAUGACUUUCAUCUUAUCAGUUUUACAAGUUUGAAUGUAAUGUUUUUAAAUGUACUUUUUCAAAGUUGAAGCAUUAAAAAUUCAAUAGCCAAAUAUUUUUGUCCAAAU
Syngnathoides biaculeatus (alligator pipefish) is the source of this 4868-nucleotide messenger RNA. RefSeq names its product fms related receptor tyrosine kinase 3 (gene flt3). Gene Ontology annotation, molecular function: ATP binding; transmembrane receptor protein tyrosine kinase activity. Gene Ontology annotation, biological process: protein phosphorylation; positive regulation of kinase activity; cytokine-mediated signaling pathway. NCBI's taxonomy places the organism in Eukaryota, Metazoa, Chordata, Actinopteri, Syngnathiformes, Syngnathidae. The record is from RefSeq and is a predicted model, not a curated record. The transcript has 23 exons. The coding region runs from base 1211 to 4183 and encodes 990 amino acids. Gene Ontology annotation, cellular component: signaling receptor complex.